AUGGCAGACUACACCAAUACCGCCAAAAGGUAAGAAAAGAAAAAGACCCAUUGAGUACUUGAAACAGACUGUGUGUAGAGUUACAAAAAUCUGCCCAAGUAUUUUUAGCUAGUUCACUAGAAAUAGUAAGGCUUUCUUACCUAUCACUUUCUCACACAAAGAUAUUUCGUCUGUUGUUCUGUGAUUCCCUCCUCCCUUCCCCAGCCUUGAUUGCAUAUUUAUUUAUUUAAUAAACUUUCUAUACUGCAUGGUUGUAAAAAAUAAUAAUGCAAAACUGUUUACAAAAUAGUCUAAUAGCAGUUUACAUAUAGCAUAAAGCUGUGUAUCCUGUAUCCUGCCUCUGAAUCAAGAUGGUAGAGGGAAGAGAAAGUUUUUAAUCUGCUACUACAUAAACAACCCUGCCUUCUAGCUCUAUUGCUCAUCUUGACAACUACAAUUAUUGCAGAACCAUAGAUCAACUGUAUUAUCACUAUUAUUAUUAUUAAAAUUUAAACACUGCCCUUCAUCCGAAAGUCUCAGGGUGGUUCACAAGCUAAAAAUACAGGACAAAAGCACAAAAUAAAUAGCUAAAACUAAAACAAAACACAAACACAUUUAAAAGGCUGUAAAAUAUUCAUCAGCUAAAGGCUUGGUUGAAGAGGAACAACACCUGACACCUAAAGAUGUAUAAUGAAGGCGCCAGAUGAACCUCCUUGAAGAGAGCAUUCCACAAACAGGAAUUUAAUGAAAGGUGAGUUGGAGCUAGAGUUUUCCCUCCAUGACCAGACCGGCAACUUCCAUUUGCAGAUUCUGAUCCAGGGGAGGUUCGUGCUCUACUAAAUGGAUGCUCCUGCGUGCAGAAGGAGGAAAAGAUCAUUUUUUACCAUUUCCCUACCCUGCAGUCCCAUGCCACCUCUCAACCUGUUAUUGAGGAUCCACCAACCUCCUGGUGCAAAUUUCAGUGGGGGACACUGUGACACAAGAGGCUGCGGGAGGAAGGAGGCAACGCUGAAAAUCUCCUCCUCUCUCUUCUGCCUUUUAGCAGUUAGCAAAAGUCCUCCAGUGGUUAGUCUGAGUCCAACCCAUUUUUUGAAACCAUCUUACUCAGAUUGGUAUAUUAAAUCAGUGGUCUCUAUCAGGAAAUAAAUUGAAGAAAUACUGAUGAAGGCAGAGAGAGACCCUCAAGAACCUACCAGAACACGUUCCUGGUAUCAGGUGAGCAAGAUUAAUGCUCAGCCAGCCGGCAUUUCUUUUCAACUCAAAGGAAAACUGUUCAUAAAAUAAAGGGCAGGGCCAUUGCCUCCUCCAUUGUCUCCCUAGUAUUCAAGAUUUCUAUUAACUCUGAGAGAUCUAGGGUUAAUACCCCCGCAGUUGACAGGCGCUAAGCUGGGGCCUUGCACAGGCUUUAGAUGUAAAAACAAUCAGCCAUCCACCGAUGCCAUUACUCCCCCAGACUAUAGAGUGUGGAGAAAUUCCUGCCAUUCCACAGAGGGUGAGGGGACUGGGAUGGGGUGACCUCCUUUUGUUCAGCUCCAGCUCUGCUCAACCAAGGAAUAGCUUCCAAAUGAUUUGUGAGUUCCAUCUAUGAGUUGCAUUGUAGAGGGCUGAGGAGAGAGACUUGGGAGUGUCAGCAGAUUGCUGAGUUAUGUCUUUUUCAAAGGAAAAUUAUAUAGCACAUACAGGGGGGGUGUGGGGGAGAAGGAGAAACAAGGAGAAAUUGAAGGAGUGGAACCAGAUUUUCAACGGUGUGAUUAGCAUUUCUUUUGAUGCCAUUAUGUUCCCGCACAAUUGUAAUGGGGCCUGUGCGAAACCCAAUUAGAUGAUUAGAAGGAAAGCUAGACGUAUGGAUAAACCUUCAGGCUUGCUUUCAACAUACUGGUAUAUAAAGGAAGGUUCCCGAUUACAGAAUCAAAGAAAGGGCAGCACUGAUAAAGGAUUAAGGAACAUAGACCAUCCCACUGCACAGAGGCAUUCCUGGUAGAUUAACCAUAUAAUAGAAGAAUGAAGUCUAUGAUCAAGUCAAAUUAUACUAUGCAAUAUGCAGAUAGCAGGAAGGACUAAGUGCAGAGGUCUUUAGGUAGGAAGUCAAUUUAGUAAGAGAAACUCAAAUUACUUAAGCAAAGAAGCCGCAUCACAUGGUGUCAAGUAAACCACAUAUUCUUUAGGGGAACAAUUUCUUAGCCAUAGUUUGAAUCUUCUCUAGCCCUCUCUAGAUGACUUGUUUAAUGAACACUCAUCCUCAUUUGCUUACACAAAGCAGACAGAAAGGUUAAAUUAUGUCUGGAUUUCAUUGAGCAUUUGUUUUGAUUUUUUUUGCAGGAUGGUUUUACAACAAUGAACAUUCAUCCUGCAUUAAUCCUGAUUUGCUCAUGAGGUAUUAAGAUAUCAUUCUGUUGGUUAAUUGUUCAUCCCACACUUUUCAAUGCAUUUUCAAUGUACUUUUCUAUGAUUCUAUGAACCAUUUCCCCAUCAUUUCCAAACUUCAAAAAGUCUGGGGAGGUGGUAUGGGGGGUGGUAUGACUGUAUGCUUAGAUUUAAUUGUAUGCUUAAAUUUCGCUAUACAUUUAUGAAAACCAAUCAAAACUAUUUACAAAAAAUAAAAAUUAAAGCUGAUUCUUUUGAAAUUUGGAUAUGUUGUGCUAGGGUGACAGAACCCAUUAAUCCACUUUAACUGUGCAAACCUAACCUUCCAGUGUGCACUUGAAUCCCUCUUGCAAAAUAGUGGCAAUCUGGAGUCAGCCAAGUGGCUAAACCUCUGUUUUAAACAGGCUGUAUUAUAUUAUAUACUGAAACAGUUGCUGCCAUCUGCUGGAAUGUGUAGAAAUUAUGAAGAUUCCCCAAAUUUAUGCUGCAUCGACCAAAAUACAAGUCACAUUACAACUGCAUUUCUUUAAGACAAGAGUAAAAUAGAACCAUGUGUGAAAUGAUGGCAGUCCCUGCUCUAACAGCAACACUUCCAACAUUUAUCUUAAUAUUUGAUGCUUCCAUGUUUAGUACUUGCAACUUAAUAAAGCUUUACAAGCUCCCAUGCAUGCUACAUAAUAUAAUAGGUAAAGGUAAAGGACCCUGGACGGUUAAGUUCAGUCAAAUUUGACUAUGGGGUACUGCACUCAUGGCUGCUUUCAGGCCGAGGAGGCCGGCAUUUGUCCACAGACAGCUUUCCAAGUCAUGUGGACAAUAUAAUAUAUCAGUUGAUAUUAAGCUAUCAGCUUAUGCAAAGAGCUAUGUGGCAGGACCAGCCCUGACCUGGAUAUUGUUAUUCCAGAUCACUAUGGAAGGCACUCUAUGGAGUGGUUGCUCUUUGCCCCACCAUUGAGGCUGAGACAGUCAGAACUAGAACUGGCAAAGCAGGAAGCAAUGCACCAAGCAUAGCUGUCAACCGUCCCUUAUUUGGCGGGAAACUCCCUUAUCCCAGCGCUGUGUCCCACUGCUGUCCCUUAUUGAUGACGUCACUUAAAUUUCCCGGUUUCAUGCUCACCUGGCUCAGGAAGGAAGCAGCGGCUCGGGAUCCUCCGCCGCGCGAGAGAGCGCGUGCACGAGCUGCCGCGUCUCUGUCUCUCCCUUUUCCCCCUCAGGGGUGCGUUGUGAGGAGACGGGUGGCAGCGGGUGGGCAGGCAGCCUCUCUCUUGUGAGACUUCCACCGCGCUGCCAGGGGAAGCCAGAGGUGGCGGCAGCGGCAGCUGAGGAGGUGGCCUGCAGGAGGAGGAAGAGGAGGGGAUGGCGAGGGACACAGAAGGGCAGCGCUUCAACGGCCGCGGUGCCGCAGCAACUGCCUCAUGCCGGGCUCGCGGGCGGCGUGGGUGAGAGUCUCUCUCCCUCCCUCCCUCUCUCUCGGGCAGGGAAGGGCCGAUGGAACUCCUCUCGCCAGGACGACGGCAGCCCCAACGUGCUGCUUAGCAUACCCUCCAACCAGUGCAGCAUCUUAAUGUAGUGAUUUCCCCAUCUGCAUCCCUUUCAUAACUCUAUUUUUAUAAAUCAUUUGUCCAUCCAUAGUUCAAUUUUUUACUAUAAGUUUUCUGUCAAUCCUACCAAUGUAUGUAACUCUUUACAAUAGCUUUUCAACUAAAUUAUAAACUUUCCCCAUUCUUUAUUAAAGAGGUCCUCUUCCUGGUUUCUAAUUCUGCCUGUAAGCUUUGCCAUCAGUUUUGUCUGCCACUCUUCUUUGGUCGGAGUUGUAGACCCUUAGGAUCAUCUAGUCCAACCCCCUACAAAACACAGUCAGUCGCAGCAAAAGCAGCAUGGCUCCAUCAGUGCUGGAUUUCUGUAUAAGCUAAGCCAAAAUCCCUUAUUUUGGAUGCUGAUCCCUUAUUUUCGAGGCUGCUGGUCCCUUCUUUUCAAAUCUGUAAGUUGACAGCUAGGGCAUCAAGCUCCCUUCUCUAAGCUACCAUCAGAAACCAGCAUCCCCCCCCCUUUUUUUUGCUUUAUUUGACAUCCAGCAUGAUUAAGUGUUCUUGUGAACUCAAAAGUUUGCUUGCUAUUUUGUGACAACUUGUUAUCUUAUAACAAGGGGAUUUUUCAAAAUAGAAGUGGCAGUUUAAUCAUUAGCCAUGCAUGCUAAUUUAACCCUUCUCUUCCUCUGCUACGUUUAUUUGGAAGGUUUCUUUCCCAGAAAUGUUUGCUUAUUUAGCAUGCAGAGGAUUGCCAAAAGGCACCCCAGGAGAUGACAUCAUCAUCCCUGCUGUAAAGCAAGUGGAGUCGCUUGCUCCUGCUCCACUACACCACUGAGUGCAACAGAAUGAAUGAAACAACAUGGAAGCAGAUUGAGCAGUCAAGCCAAAGUCAAGGGUAAAGGUAAAGGGUAAAGGGACCCCUGACCAUUAGGUCCAGUCGUGACCGACUCUGGGGUUGUGGCGCUCAUCUCACUUUAUUGGCCAAGGGAGCCGGUGUACAGCUUCCGGGUCAUGUGGCCAGCAUGACUAAGCUGCUUCUGGCGAACCAGAGCAGCACACGGAAACACUGUUUACCUUCCCGCCAGAGCGGUACCUAUUUAUCUACUUGCACUUUGACGUGCUUUCAAACUGCUAGGUUGGCAGGAGCAGGGACCAAGCAACGGGAGCUCACCCCGUUGCGGGGAUUCGAACCGCCGACCUUCUGAUCAGCAAGUCCUAGGCUCUGUGGUUUAACCCACAGCGCCACCCGUGUCCCUCCUAAAGUCAAGGGUAAAGGUAAAGGUACCCCUGCCCGUACGGGCCAGUCGUGUCCGACUCUAGGGUUGUGCGCUCAUCUCACUUAAGAGGCCGGGAGCCAGCGCUGUCCGCAGACACUUCCGGGUCACGUGGCCAGCGUGACGAAGCUGCUCUGGCAAGCCAGCACCAGCACAGCACACGGAAACGCCGUUUACCUUCCCGCUAUAAAGCGGUACCUAUUUAUCUACUUGCACUUAGGGGUGCUUUCGAACUGCCAGGUGGGCAGGAGCUGGGACCAAAAGACGGGAGCUCACCCCGCCGCAGGGAUUCGAACCGCCGACCAUACGAUCGGCAAGUCCUAGGAGCGCCACCCGCGUCCCUAAAGUCAAGGGUAUUUAGGCCUAAAUCAUUGUACUGGGAGCACCUUCUUAAUUCUAUCCCACAGAAAUCAGUUCAGUAUUGUAUGUGCUGAACUUUAGCUUGAUUGUGUCUGUUGGGUUUUUCAGCUAGCAGGAGAUGAAGUCACACUUUUCACUUGGUUGAAUAAGUGUAAAACAGCACUUUUGUUGCAAUAAGGGUAUGCUCUCAAGGGCCUCCACAGUGGAAUUAUCACUUGGAACAGGUGUGCUACAUUCGUGACCUUCUAAUUUUGGUAUUUCAAAAAUAAUUAGAAAGGGUUUGCAAUUAAAACAUUGAGAGCCAGUCAUAAGUCUCCCCAUAGCUGUCAACUUACAGAUUUGAAAAUGAAGGACCAGCAGCCAAAAUAAGGGACCUGCAGCCUCACCUGUUCCAGGCACUCCAGUCUUCCUGUCCUCCUGCAGUCUGGUCAAACUCAUGCUGGUAGCUUGGAGAACACUGUCCAACCAACUUUGUAACCAGAGGUUCAACUGAAUAGAAUCUGAAUCACAUGCACCACAAGGCCUAUGCAGCCUCAACUUAAGAUGGCUCCCCGGCCUGGCUUUGCACUGCAAAGUUUGCAGCAGCAUGUGCAACAAAAUGGCAUCCAGCAUUCAAAAACCCCCUAAGCUUGCAUUAACUAGCCACACACAAGGCAUGCAAGCUCCACCCCCCAGUUGUUCUUAGACUUCUUAUUGGGUGAGCAACACAGCCAAGCAACACAGUUGGAGCCUCCCUCCUCCCUGGCUGGCAGGGAGGGAGGGAGAGGAGCUGCUUCCUUUGAAAUUUAAGGGACAUCAUUUAAGGGACAUUUAAGGGACAUCUAUCAAUAAGGGACAGCAGCGGGACAUGGCGCUGGAAUAAGGGACUGUCCCUUCAAAUAAGGGACACUUGACAGCUAUGAGUCUCCCAUGCUCCCACCAUGCCUGUUACAGCAUUUCCACAAUUUAUCAGAGAGAUGAUUAGGAUUGUUGUUGUUGUUGCUUACAUUAUUGAAUUGAAUAACACUGGUAAUUUCGACCUGGGCAGGUUCUACAUGCAGUUUUUUAAUAUCUUUAACACACACAGCCGAUAAACCUCCAGUGCUUGUAGUCCACCUCAACUCUUUCGCACUACAGUAUUUAUGUCUCACCUAAAACUAGGUGGCGCUGUUGUCCUCCCCUCUGCUAUGCCAAUUCUGCAGCCUCUUUCAGGAGUAUCCCAUUAAUGCUGAGAGAGGGGAGAUAGAUUAUAAUAAGUGGACAUCUAUUCCAACAGCAGUGUGAGAAAAAAUAGAUUAGAUAACUUAUAAUAAUAAAUUCUGAUAGUUAUCUAAUUUCGGGAGAAUAUUACCGUUAACGGAUGUUAAUUUGGGGUAGUGUAUGUCUUCUCAUUUCUGUGACAAUUGGUUCGGUCCUCAGGGAUGCGCGUCAACGGCCAGGCAUGGAACAGCCCAUUUAAGGGGGGGGAAAUAAGGGAGAGUAGUCAAGGUCUACUCAAACCUUGGGAGAGAAAAGUUUCAGUUUCAUCCUGUAGAUGAGAAAAGACACUUUGCUUUACAGGAAGACCUCGGGCUUUUCCUCAUUUGCGCCCUCUCUUGGUUUUGUGGGGCGCGACACCUUGCCCCAUCCCACCCCGCUGCCGGCAGGUGUUUGGUUCCAUCCAGUUUGAAUCUGCCGGAGGAGGAGGAAGGGGCUGUAACACCAACGGGCUCCCUAGAAGCGGCAGCGGCGGCUGUUUGGAGGCGGCCAGAGAACACCGGCCGUGCUGCCCUCUCUCCCUUUGCCACCGCCGCCCGGUCACCUGCCCUGCCUCGUCUUUCCCCUUCACCUCCCCGGGGAAGGUGAGGGAGCGCCCAGCCCUUGGCCGCUCGCCCUUCGCCCCUGACGCUCCUGCGAGCUUGCUUGUCCCCCUCACUCGGCACGCAGACGCCGGGCGGAGACGGAGGGAGACGCCCGCCGCCCGCAUUGCGGCUUCCCUCCCAAUUCCCGCUUAUGAAAAUUUAUAUGGGCCAGCGAAUUAUUAUUAAUAAUAAUAAUAAUAAUAAUUUUAGUGUUUAUGCGCCGCCUUUCUCCCCUGAGAGGGGCUCAAGGCGGCUUACAGAUGAAAUAGGGACAGCUAAAAAUAACCUCUCCUUGUAACUACUGCGAAUAUAAAAUAGUUUUGGGGCACAAGAAGGGCUAGUUAGGGUUAAGGGUUCCCUUUCGUUUAUUGAAUAGCUGAUCUCAACAAAUCUCUCAGCAAACAGCAAGAAGAACACUUCACAGGUCAUUUGGAAGUUUACUGUAUGAUUGAAUCCCACUCUAAAACAGUGGCAGUUUGGAAGUGCUGGUAGAUGCCUUAAAAAAAUCAGAAUGAGACAAACUGCAAGGGUCGGUCUAUUAUGGCUACUUCUAGACAAUUGCUGUUUUGCAGGUGGGAUCCAAUUGCAUACCACAACAAACCUCCCCACAUUGGAAUUUUUUGAGAUAAGGAAACUAUCAGGAAAAUGUGUGUGAAAGUGGGAUAUUUCUUAACAAUGUAACAUCUCUACAUACAAAUCCGAAUGAAUGCUUGGUAAACAAACAAAAGUCAUAUAUGGUAUUCCAUGAACUUUGUGCAAUCAAAUCAGAAGGAAUUAAACAGGUUGUAGGGAAGCAAAGUAUGGCACUCCUUGCAUUUCGUGGCCUUUGGUCCCACUGUUUACAUCCCCCUCCCAUACAUGUGUAUGUACAGCUUUGUAAAAUAGAAUAAAAACUACAGUGGUGCCUCGCAAGACGAAAUUAAUCCGUUCCGCGAGAGUCUUCGUCUAGCGGUUUUUUCGUCUUGCGAAGCAAGCCCAUUGACGGAUUAGCGCUAUUAGCGCUAUUAGCGGUUUAGCGGCUAUUAAAGGCUUAAAGGCUUAGGGGAUUAGCUGCUAAAAGGCUAUUAAAGGCUUAGCAGAUUAGAUAAAGGGGGGGAAAAGCGAAAAAAAAAUCUCAAGACUCGCAAGGUAUUUUCGUCUUGCGAAGCAAGCCCAUAGGGGAAUUCGUCCUGCGAAGCAACUCCAAAACGGAAAACCCUUUCGUCUAGCGGUUUUUCCGUCUUGCGAGGCAUUCGUCUUGCGGGGCACCACUGUAAAGGGAGUGGCAAGUAGGCAAGUAAUGGUGGACUCAACUAUACAGCUGCAAAUAAAACAUUUUAAGUGUGUUGUAAAGUGCAUUAUACAAAUGUGACAUUAGAUGGUGAAGGUGAGAUAUGGCAAAUGCAAUAUAUUUUUGAAAACAUUUUUUAAAAAACAUUUUCACAACAUUUUUUGCAUGUGUCUAGAUUCCACUGGUGAACAAAACUCAGUUUUCCAGGCAGACAUGCUAAAUGCUUUAUUUAUGAAGCUUAUCAGUUGCUUUACAAAAGCAUCUCAAAGCAACUUAAAUGGUACACAUGAAGGAGUGGAGCACAGGGACAGGCUAAAAAGGAGACGGCUACAUAUUUGUGGUACAAAUAAUAAAAUUAACUGCCAAGAUAUAUUGAGUUAAUGGUGACCACUUGUUAUAGGAAGGAGUACAUUUUCAAUAGCCAUUUGCCAAACCUGGGUGCAUUAAAACUGAUAUCUCACAGCAUUUAGAAGUUGAUCUGAUAGUUCAUCUCAACAUUUUGUUACUGCUAUGUUUUCUACUAGGAACAAGAUGCCUAAUCCUAAAACCACCUCAAGUGACAGCAGUGACUCUCAGAACAUAGACUGUAAUCCUAGAAAAGUAAGGGACCAUGAAGACAGCCAUGGCGGAGACAUGCCUAGCCUCUGCCCACCUGACACCCCACCUUGUAUGUCCAGUUACGAUUCCUAGAAAAAAAUAUGUGUCAUUUAUAUUUAGAGCAAAAUUGCCAGCUCAAGAUAAAUUACAGGCAACUCCCCACUUACAUGGUGGUUACAUUCUGGGGCCCCAAGCACAUGAGUGAAAUCACAUAAAGUGGGGAGCACUCUCUAAACACCCUUUAAAUGCUCUCUGCUACUCUUCAUCCAUACCAAAAAUACCGUAUCAAAAAAUACCCACAACUAGAACUGAAGGUCUGGGACCAGCAGGAGGCUGGAGGACGUGUAGGAAAGUGGCUACUGCUGCUCUAGCCUGCACAUCCCUGCUGCGCUUCCAGGCUCUUCAGUGCUUCCUCUGCCCUCAAUAACAUCCUUUUUGGGCUCUGGGGAGGGUCUCCUUGCGAGCCACAAGGACUUUCCAGCUCUCUCCUGCCAUUUCCAGGUAUGAAUUGAAUUAUUUAAUUAUUUCCCAGUGCUGUGCAUAUACAUGUCACACGCAAGUAGAACAUGCAUAAGUGGAGGGAUGCCUGUAUACAAAAGGGGAUUAACAAAGAGUUUGGGGCAAAUGUGAAACAGUGUCUUGUUUAUUUUUCACACAUUCAAAAAAUAAUAUGCUGAAAAAUAAUUUGAAUUUAAAUUGCAAAACAACAAAGCUUAAUAUGUUAUUGUCAUUAUUUUUCACAUUAUUAUCAAGUGAGAUAAUAUAAUUGGGGAAUUGCACUUGUCCUAUCAGACAGUCUUUGGGACUGCUGCUGCUGCAUGCCAGGUUGGCUCUGAAUAAGAUCUCUCUCAUCCAUGAUCUGAUUGUGGAUGAGGAGGCUCAUCUGGUCUGUAUUACUGAGACUUGCGUGGGUGAGCAGGGUAGAGUUGGUCUCACCCAGCUGUGGCCACCUGGGUACCCAGGGCAGCAUCAGAACAGACUUGAGAGUUGAAGAGAGGGAGUUGCUUUAUAUAAAUUUUCUAUCCAGACUGAGUGGGGGUAUUGUUUUUGUUUGUUACCAUGUUAUGUACUUUUUGUGUUUUUAAAUAGUAAAGCACCCUGUGAUCUUCAAAUUAAGGUUGGAAUACAAAUUUAAUAUAUUGGGGAUUUGACAUUUGAACAAGUUGCAUUAUAAUGAGCUGACUCAUUGUUUCAUCUAGCUCAGUACUUGCUGCUCUGACUGGCUUCAGAGUUCUCUGACGCGGGUGUUUCACAGUCAUGCUACAUGAAUUUCUUUUUCAAUGAAGGCACUAGGAAUUGAAUGUGGAAUCUUCUUUAUGCUAAGCUUUGCUCCACUACUAAGCCUUGGUGCUGUCCCAUACUAUUGGUACAUCCAGACAAGUAUUCGUAAGUGGCAGCAACUGUCAAGCAAAUGUAUUUAUGAUAUCCAGUUGGGAAUGGCACAUUCCUUUUUGCAAGUUUCAUGAUUUUGCAAGUGAUGCUGGGGACCCCCCCCCUUUUCUGUUUUUAAGAACAUUCAUAGUAAAUUGGGUGAUUUAAUUCAGGCCUUUCCAACUUAUGAGCUACCAAGUAAUAUAUAGACAACCCUGUUUUUAUAAUUUGCCUAGGACUGCAAAAACAGUAUGUAUCAAAAAUACAUGGUUGAUAUUGCCUUGGUGGGUUACAAAUAGUGCAUGUCUUUUUACAUUGGUCUACUCUAAAAUAAAUAGUUGCAUUUUCCUUUCCUAUAUAAAUAUUCUUUCCCCCUUUGAUGGGUAAACGAAGUGCCGUUCUGUUUUAUUUUUAUGCAGCCAGUCCUCCCCAAAUUCUUUCUGUGUCAGAACUCAUGGAAACAGCCAAUGAAGUCUCGAAAAUGACCAUAGCACAUGAAAUUGUAGUAAACCAUGACUUCAAAUUGCAAGAGGUGAAUUUCUUACCAAACAGGUAGGUUUUCUUUUCCUGGUUAUUUUCCUGGUUUUAUUUUAGUUUCCUGUUAAAUCUAGAAGGAUAUUGUUGGUAAAAGGAUGUGGAUUUGAAAAAUUAAGGAAGAUUAAUUGUGUAAUCUUUUUUAAUUAAAAAAAACUUAUUUAUUGAUUUUUCACAAGCUUUUUAAAAAAUGGUGUAUUGUGUUUGUACAUACACAUUUUCUUACAUGUCUUCCCCAAGGUGAUCUCCGUCCAAGAUGUCCUAUUUAACGCUCAAUUGAGAGUGAGUGAGCGGGUGGCGCUGUGGGUUAAACCACUGAGCCUAGGGCUUGCCGAUCAGAAGGUCGGCGGUUCAAAUCCCCGUGACGGGGUGAGCUCCCGUUGCUCAGUCCCUGCUCCUGCCAACCUAGCAGUUCGAAAGCACGAAGUGCAACUAGAUAAAUAGGUACCUCUCCGGUGGGAAAGUAAACGGCAUUUCUGUGCACUGCUCUGGUUCGCCAGAAGCAGCUUAGUCAUGCUGGCCACAUGACCCAGAAGCUGUACGCCGGCACCCUCGGCCAGUAAAGCGAGAUGAGCGCCACAACCCUAGAGUCAUCCGCGACUGAACUUUAACUGUCAGGGGUCCCUGAUUCAAAAAACAAAUAUCCAAGGCUUCACUAUGGAUCAUUCAUAUCAAAUGUAAGUGGAAAUAUGUUAAUAGCAACUGUUUUUGAUUCACAGUUUGGAAAGCAGAGUGAAAGAGACAUUGCAUAAAGCUUUUUGGGACAUUCUGAGAGAACAGCUCUCCAAAACGCCACCAGACUAUUCCCAUGCUAUCAAGCUACUUCAAGAAAUCAAAGAGGUGAGAUGUUUGUGUAUGUUUGAGACUUCAUUAUUUAUAGCAUACACAGCUUGACCUUUGUGAUAAAUAAAUUGUUACGUUAACAAUAUAUGUGGUCAUAUGUAAAGAAGAAAAAGUGAGAUUUCCAAAACCAGUAAGUAAUGUUGCUUAGGGUUGCCAUAUUUCAAAAAGUAAAAACCAAGACACUAUGAAAGGUAUUGAGCUUUUUAAAGGAAGACCGCCCCACCCCCGGAUGUCAAUUCCACCUUUGAAAUUCUGGUAAUGUCCGGGACAUAUAGCAGCCCUAAUAUUGCUUGAGAAUUUAAGACUUUAAGAUUUAUAGACUGUCAUUUGCCUAUAGUAGGCAAAUAUUUUUCCCGACAUCCCACUUGCUAAUAUUUGUCACACAGUUAUGUGCAAUCAGGCUGACAAACAUGGGUUGGGUUCCCCCCCGCCCUCCAUAUUUUUCUGCCGUGUUAUUCACACUUGCGCCCAUAGCAAAAGUACAGCCAACCAUUCAUAAUUAUUGUCUCUGGUUAGCCAUGUGCAAAAGCAAGGUAGUCUGGAAAAUUGUGAAACCACUCACUAUUCCUACCCAUGCACACUUCAAGCUGUGAUUAGCGAUUAAGCUAUGUAGUUGCUAUAGCUGUGUAACUGUUCCCAAUUGUGUAUGUUCUCAAACUUCAGGUUUGCAAUCAGUUUGAACAUUUGCUUGUAGAAAAACAUUUUUUCUUGUUGCAAGGGACAGGACAAUGGGCUUGGUUUCCAAACUGUAUUCUAUUUUAUUGGACAAUUGCAAGGUUUAAAAUUCUUUUGAUUUUUUACUAUGUAUGCUUCCACCUUAACUUUCCGUUUGAGAUCUAUGUUGUAGAUACUUUUGCACAUUUAUUAUGCUAUUUUUGUGAUAUACACAUGACAUGAGAAAACUUGGUAUACUUAUUUGUAUAACAUCAAUAUAUAUGGACUUGUUCUGUUUUUUACUUUACAGUGGUACCUCUGGUUGUGAACGGGAUCCGUUCCGGAGCCCCAUUUGCAACAUGAGCAGAACACAACCCGCGUGUGCGCGGGUCGCGAUUUGCCACUUCUGCGCAUGCACGUGAUGUCAUUUUGCGUGUCUGUGCAUGCUCAAGCAGCAAAACCUGGAAGUAACCCUUUCCGGUACUUCCGGGUUGCCGCAGGACGCAACCUGAAAACACGCAACCUGAAGCAAACGUAACAAGAGGUAUGGCUGUAUUCGGUUAUAGUCUUAUAGGGUUUUGAACAUAGCAAAUGAAAAUCAAUAAGGUUAUUAAAAAUGGCAACACUUUAUUCUUAUGUAGACCCUACUGUCCUUGCUCCUGCCCCGACAACAUCGUCUGCAAAGUCAGAUUGAAGAAACUCUGGACAUGGAGCUGAUAAAACAGGAAGCUGAGCAUGGUGCUUUAGAUAUCCCCAACCUCACCGCUUACAUCUUAGGUACAAUGGCAAUGCUCUGUGCACCUGUUAGAGAUGAGGAGAUACAGAGACUACGAGUCAUGGCAGACCCAGUUCAUUUGCUCAGGUGGGCACCAUUGGCUUGGACAAAGGUAAUUUUCUAAAAGUAAUAUAUCCUUUACUGAAUUUAUCCUAAAGGAAGAUGCAUCAUUUUGCUACCCUGGGAGUACAACAUCUGUUAUUUGAUCUCCUUGGGAUUUGAUCUUAUAAAUCAGUUUUAUAAAUCACCUAUCAUUUCAUAGCUGUGUGUGUGUGUGGUGGAAAUAAAUAAUUUUAAAUUCAUCAUUUGGCUUUCCUUAAGGGGUAAAUAAAUAUUUAUAUUCAGACCAUUGUCUUCAUCACUGAAACAUGUCAUACAGUAGGUUAGGAUGUAACCCAUAAAGCACAGUUUAUUGUAGUAUACACAAGCAGCAGCAAGCCAGAGACUCACAUAUUCCUUACUUCCCUCUCUUCCUUUGGCACAACUGUAACUGUGUUUCUUGUCUUGUCCAUGAAAGAAAUUUGGUUAGUUUGUUAACAAGCCAGAGUCAUAAACCAACCUGAUCCUGAUUUGUUUGAACAAACUAUAGUUUGCCCCAACCAAAACCCCCACUCCUUUCCCCCAGUGUGGAUAUAAAGAAACUCUAGUUAAUUUAACAGAGAAAGUGAAAACCUACAGUCUCCUCAUUGUCAUGCUUGCUGCUGCUAGUGCACAUAGCACUGAAUUAGCAUUAUAACCAAAAAGACAGAGAAUCACAGAUUACAAAGACCAAAAGGUCAUGCCUUUCAAACCUUUACUGCAAGGUAGAACUAAAUCUAAAUUCUAAGACAAGCUUUUAAUAUGUAAUUGCUCUGUGGCACAGCACUAUGUCUCCUUAGCUAUUGAGUAAUUAAAAAAAAAAAGUCUAAUCAAAUUUUGCUUUGGUAUACCUGGGAAUAGCAUCUUCCUCUUCCUGAGUUGUGCUUCUGUUUAUGCUACACUAUUUCUGUGAUCACCAUAGUAGUCUAAAGAAGCUCAUCCAUCAGUGGUAACAGGUUUGGUUUUUGCUCUUUAGUAUGAUUUCCUAGAUUGGGUAGUUAAAUGUUUACUUUGUCCCUGUUGCCUAUGGUAGAGAGAUCUUCAGAGUUCUGAACCUAAUGAAAAUGGAUAUGGUAAAUUUUACCAUACAAAGCCUUCGACCCCAUCUCCAAGAGCACUCUGUUGAGUAUGAAAGGAAAAAAUUCCAGGAGCUCCUGAAGAAGCUACCAGGUGUGUAUCAAAUAUGAUUGUAAAAUAGUCUCUGGUGCAGACUAGAGCAGAGGGUUAACACAUGCCACAACCACAUCCAAGGCACUUCUUAAACACAGGUACACAUAAGCACAAGAGGAAACGUUUAAGUUUUAAAAUCCCAGUUUAUACCUGAAACUUUUCUGGAAGAUAGAACUUUUCCUCUACUUCUGUUACCACAUAGAUUCUCUGCUGGCCAAAUUAUGAUAUGGAGUUUGAGGGGAUACUGUACGUUUUAAGGUUUCCCCUCUUCUGAGAUGGGUAUCCUCCAUCAAUUUUAAUGGUAAUUAUGACUGGUGUUGCAUUGGUAUUUUCAUUAUGUUUUUAAUUUUGAUUUCAUGAACACUGUUUUGAGAAGAUUCUCUUUUUUAUUUAGCAGUAUAAAAAAUUAUAAAAUAAAUCAUAAAAAACCAGAAUUGUCAGAAGUGGGUUGGCAAACUGUUUUAGUGCUAGUUUUGGUUAGUAAAAAUGUAGGUAAUGUAAUGGUAAUAGUACCUCUCCCAUCACUCGCUUCAGUUUUGGAGAGAAGAGAAUAUUUAUGUGAGAGAAGGUGGAAGGAGAAGCAAGUGAGCCCUGGGGUGCUCCUAAUGAAAACAAAUGUUAUGAAUGUCAUGAAACCUAGCACAAAGUCAUACCUGAAGAUUACUAUAAGUAAAAGGGACAAUAUUUGAUUAACCACCCCCCUUUUUGCAGUUUUAAUUUCCUGUUAGCUUCCAUAAAUGUGCCCUCAUUAAGAACUGUUUUACUCUUAACUUUUCACUAGUUUUUUUUUUUUUUGCACCAUGUUAUUUAAGAAAAAGGCAAAAUGCAAUGAUUAUUUGUUGCCAGUAAGGUGCAAAUAAACACAAGAGAAAGGACCAGCCUACACUUCUUGUUUUUUCCUCCAAACCUCCAUUUCUCUAAUGUUACACUUUAGGUGGCCUUACUUGCACAACUGAGUGGUUGCGCAAGGCAGCAGCUGAAAUAUCAACCUCUGAUCUGCUACCCUCCUCAUCCACCUCUGAGACCAAAGGAUCAUCUGUUCCACCCUCCUCUCCGGCUGCUAGAGAAGUGUUAUCUGUCCAUAGUCCCACAGCUGUGCUAAACCAAGCAUACAUGGACUUGCUGCAUUGGGAGCCUGGAAGAGAAUAUCCUGAGGUAAAAGGCACCUUAUGAGUCAGAAAUAAUAGCCAUGCUAAUUCAUUUUCAGAAACAGGGGUCUUAAGAUAACACUAUAAGGCCACAUUGCGGCACACUAGUUGGCUACGAGUUAGGCAGCAAAACACAGAAAUGCAAUGACCCAUUUUCUGUCUGUUCGUUCCCUGCACAACAACCCACAGCCUUCAGUAGCAGGGAAUGUACCAGCUUAGCUUGGGCAUAUUUCCUUUUACUCCAGUAGCAUAAGAUGCAUCUCAAGUGCUAAAGAAAUCUGCAUAGUAACCCAAUGGUUUAUACUGUUAUUUCUUUGCAGACUAUGUUGAUGGACAAAGCCCGCUUGGAUGCCCUUCAGAUGAAAGUGAAUCAACUAGCCAUUAUUGCUGCAGUCCUACUAGUGAGCAGCAGUACAUGUGGAAGUGGAGUGUUCAGCUCACCAGGAUGUGGAGAUAGGCUAAAACGGGUAAUAAAAGCCCUUCUGGAAGGACUUCCUAACGCAAGGUAAUGUUUUUAUAUUAUUGGUGUUGAAGGCAGGAGAGAUACUUACCCAAGCCUCAUGUAGGCUGCUUGUGGGCACUUAGAAAAUCCAGAGUUAAUCUAAUGCCUCUUCAUGCUAUUUAUGAACCGGUAGUGAGAACCUGUGUCAGUCCUUUUGAUGAAGGUUGUCUCCUAUUCUUAUUCAUGGAGAAAGCACACCCACUUCACUUGAGGCAUAAAUAAAUUGUAUGUUGUAACUAUAAUAUAGCAGAGAGAAAAAGGCAGAGGACUGAACAGGAGUUCAGUAUAAGCCAAACUAGGGGUACAACUGCUCAUAUAGCUUCUCUGUCAAGGAGGGGUAAGAGGAGGUUACUUCAAAAAUAUUGCAGGCUAGUUGUUGCCUACUGCAGGCAAGGUUUGUUUUUUAAGACUUAAUUCUAUAGGAUUACAGCAGGUUAAUCACUUCUCUGCUAUCAUGCAUAUAUAAAGUUCAAUUUCAAAGAGCUGUCAGAUUAACAUGGCCCCAUCUCUGUGUGGCUUAGGUUAGAAGAUGUUUUAAUGGAUAUCAGCAAUCAAAUGCAUGAGGAAGUUAAUAGCAUUCUCCUGCAGUUGGGGUAUCCUGUUCUCAGCACUGACAAGGCUGCUUCACUUAAAGGCCAACUCAUGAGUCUUGCAGAGAAGGACAAUGCAGUACGGAUUCUAAUUGGUGAGUCAUGAGUUUUUGCAUAUUUUUAAUGUAAUAUCACACUUGAGUAUGAAAAGGCAGAGUGUGUAUUGCAUUACCAUAUUUUAACUGCAAUUUUUUGUUAUAGUGCAUUUCAUAUAUUGUUGUGUUUUACCCUGGAAUCAUCUGUGACAAUAUAUACAUUAGUAUCAUAAUAUACUACAUGCCUCCACUGCAUUCUCAUUGUGCCGUCCAGCAGUUAUUCUAGGUAGUACAGGGCUUUUACAGUCUGCCCCAAAGAAGGUGAAAAAACCAAUGGUAGCUCGCUGUGACUUGUUUGCAAAUUAUUUUGAGGAUAAAAUCGCUUGCAUCCACUGGGACCUUAACUGUGGCAAAUGAAAGUUUUCCAGAGCACUGGCUAGUCUUGUUAUGUUGGAUGCCUCACUUAAGACUCGAGGAUGUGCACAAGGUGCUUGGAUCGGUCAGGGUGGCCAGUUGCACUCUGAACCCUUGCCCCUCUUGGCUGAUAAAAACUAGCAGGGGGGACAGUUGACUUAGUCUGGGAGGUGAUAAAUGCCUCCUUGUGAAAGGGGGUGGUCCCUGCCUGCUUGAAGGAAGUAGUGCUACUCCUCAAGAAACCUUCCCCGGAUUUGGAAAAUCUAAUUACUGGCCAAUAUCCCCUUCUUCAGCAGAGUUUUUGAGUGGGUGGUUGCAGGCCAUAUCCAGGCACUUUCAGAGGAAUCGGAUUUUCUAGAUCCAUUUCAAUUGAGGUUUAGGUCCAGUUUUGGCACAGAAACAGCUUUGGUCGCCCUGUAUGAUGAUCUCUGUUAAGUGAAAGACAGGGAAAUGUUGCUUAUCCUUGAGAUGCUAUUGACCUUGGUAUUAUUCUGAAACGGCAGUCUGAGAUAGGGGUGGGUGGCACUGCUUUGCUGUGUUUCUGGUCCUACUUGGUUAGUUGUUUCCAGAGGGUAAUGCUUGUGGAGUGGUCUUCAGCCCCAUGGAGCCUUCACUGUGGGGUUCCUUAGGGUUUGAUUAUAUUCCCCAUGCUGUUUAACAUUUACAUGAAAUUGCUGUGUGGGGUCAUCUGUAGUUUUAGAGUAUGUUGUCAGUAAUGUGCUGACAACACACAGCUCUACUUCUCUACAUCUGCAGGUGUCACUGUGGAUUUCCUGGACUGUUGUCUCAGUAAUGGACUGGAUGAGAGCCAAUAAACUGAUGCUCAAUCCAGAUAAGAUUAAGGCACUAUUAUUGGCUGGUUCCCUAGAUUGGUGGCCUGCUUGAUGGGGUUACUCUCUCUCUCUGAAGGAGUGGGUUCACAGCUUGGAGGUUCUUCUGGAUCCAUUGCUGUUGCUUGAGGCUCAGGCGGCCUUGGUGGUGUGAAGUGCCUUCCAUCAGCUUUGGCUGGUAUCCCAGCUGCUCCCCUAUCUGAACACAGAUAGCCUCUUUUGUAGUCUGUUGCUCCGGUAACCUCUAGGUUAGAUUACUGCAAAGCAUUAUACAUUGGGCUGCCUCUGAAGAUGGUUUGGAAACUUCAGCUGUUGCAGAAUUCGGUGAUCAGGUUGUUCAGCAGGCAGGGCAGUCUGAGCAGUUUAACUCCAAUCCUGACCCGACAGCACUGUCUGCAGGGCUGUCUUAAGCAUAUGCGGCGCCGGGGUGCAAAGAUCUGCCCAGCACCCCCUCAUUGCCCAGUCCCAGGUGCGCAGGAGGGUGGAGGUGGUCAGCCGCCUCAGCAUCUCGCUGGCUCAGUUGCCCCUGAACUCGCGGCGCAGAGCUGCCUGCAGCAGAAGAGCCCGUCGCGGCGCUCCGACCGAUGGAUGGACUCUUCCCCAGACUCAACUCUCGGCCUGGUGCCCCGCACCCCUAGCGCCUAUGGGCAAGACAGCCCUGUCUGCCAAUUGGUUUCCAGGUCCAAUUCGAAGUGCUGGUUUUGAUCUAUAAAAUCUUAAACGGCUCAGGACCACAAUUAUCUCAAAGACCCCUCUCCGCAACCUGACCCCUGCAAUGAUAACCUGAGGCCCUUUUUUGAGUGCCUCCUCCACGAGAGGCCUGGAGGGUGGCAACACAAGAAUGGGCCUUUUCUGUGGUGACUCCGUUUGUGGAACACCAUUCCUUGGGAGGCUUGCCUGGCAUCUUCAUUACUUAUCUUUAGGCACCAGCUGAAAAUGCUUUUUUAUAACCAGGCCUUUGGCUGAUUGAACAUUCUAUGGCCUUUUAAAUGUGUUUGUGGGAGGGGGUUUAAUGGUGUGUUUUUAUUCUUAUGUAUUUUGUGUUCUCAUUUUGUAUUUUUAUGUCGAACAGCCUUGUGAUGUUUGAUUAAGGGUGGUGUACAAAUUUAAUAAAUAAUAAUCAAAUCACAUAGUGGAAUUAAUGAUACACCUCAUGUAAAAUUGCAUACAAGAGGCCAUUUACAUGCCAUUGUGAUUAAAUGAAUACUGCAGUCACAAUGAAUAUCUUAAUUGCAUAUCAACAACAUCUGUAUAAUGAUUUUGUACAACACCACCCACUUGUUUCUAUGAAAAGUUCUAUUCCUGUCCUUUCACCCUUUAUUAUCCUAUCUGCCUUGUGAUUUUUCAGCUAACUAGGGAGCCCUAACAUGAAUAAGUUACAGGAAUCAGGUCUUUUUCUAAAUCUGUUUUAAUUCCUACAGAGCAACGGAUCCAAACUUUUCUUAGGCUUUGUUUGUAUCCUGGUGGCCAGAACGCUAAGAAUCUACCCCAAGGCCUUGCUCCUAUUCAAGAAGACUUACUGGAAGUGGGCCAGAGGUUUGGCGGUUUGAUUCAUCACAACAGACAGGUGUUUGGUCCCUACUACUCAGGGAUACUGAAGAAAUUGCUGUUUCCAAAGGGAAAAUCUGAAGCAGGGACAGAUUCCCAUUAACAAUCUAAAACAAGCAGCACACACAACGGCAGGGAGAAGGGGAGAAAAAACUGGCAAUUGUUCAGACUGUGCUUUGGCUCAAAGUCCACUGCAAUCAAGUGAGCAGCUGUCCUGCUCUGUGCUGUGAUACCUAAAGCACUCAUACAGCUGGACUAUUGAAGCUGUGGGAUACAGUUACAUAAAUACCAACUGACAAUGCCAAGUUUGCCGCAGUAAACCUUUAAACAGCUCAGAAUGUUGUCUUGUGUUUUUAGACUAGCUGGUGCAUUUUCCAUCAAAUGGGAAGGGCAAAACUAGGGACCUGAUCUUGUAGCCAUUAAUGUAGAAGGUAAUUAAUUUCAGUGAAACUAGAUAUACAAGCAUAUUCAGGAUUAAGCCUUGUUAAUAAACAAUACAGACCAGUAUACCACAUCAACCCAUACAGAGAGAUGUUGUGUCUAAUUUUAUUAAUUUAGUCUGCUCUAAGUCAUACAAUUAUGAAAAACAAACAACAAAACGACUGCUGGAAGCCCAGGAAUAUUUACAGUCUCGCCUUGUUGUAGUGAGGUCAGUCUAUGUUGUUGCACAGAUUGGUUAUGUUUGGUACCACAAAAAACUGGACAGAUUUAACAAUUUUUAUAUAC
Molecule: messenger RNA, 20408 nt
Organism: Podarcis lilfordi (Lilford's wall lizard)
Lineage: Eukaryota; Metazoa; Chordata; Lepidosauria; Squamata; Lacertidae
Source: the annotation of a GenBank genome assembly